GGAAAGCUGAGCGCUUCAAACGCAGGAACUCAGGGCGAAACUGGACACACGCGCUUCAGACGCAGUCACAGCAGGCACUCUGAAGGACUAUUGUGGACAAUUGUCAAAAUGAAAAGGAAUCACGAUUUUAGCUCCUCGGACAGCGAGCUGGAUGAGACUAUUGAGGUGGAGAAGGAGAGCGCGGACGAGAAUGGGAACAUCAGCUCUCCCAUAGGGUCUCUGUCUCCAACAACAUCAACUCAGGUGCAGGCGAGGAAAAGACGCCGAGGAAUAAUUGAGAAACGGCGCCGUGACAGAAUCAACAACAGCCUUAGCGAGCUCCGCAGGCUGGUUCCCAGCGCCUUUGAGAAACAGGGCUCAGCCAAACUGGAGAAAGCAGAGAUUCUGCAGAUGACUGUCGACCAUCUGAAGAUGCUUCAUGCAGCUGGAGGCAAAGGUUAUUUUGACGCCCAUGCCCUGGCGAUGGACUACCGUGGUUUAGGUUUCAGGGAGUGUCUGGCUGAGACGGCCCGCUAUCUGAGCAUAAUCGAAGGCUUGGACAGCACAGACCCUCUGCGUCUCCGUCUGGUCUCCCACCUUAACAACUAUGCCAGUCAGAGGGAGGCUCACUCUGGCCUGAGUCACCUGGCGUGGGGCUCUGCGUUUGGAUCCCCUCCCGCCCAUCUGACCCACCCCCUCCUACUCCAGCACCAACAGGGUGCAGCUUUGGCGCCUUUACCACGCAGCGCCACCAGCAGCCCACAAACUCCUCUGUCAUCUGCAUCCACUUCAUCCACCUCUUCCUCCACCUCUUCCUCAUCGUCCUCAUCGGCUGCAGAGACUCACGGCAGCGUCACCCCCCACUCAGAUCAAGGCCCGAUCCGGGUUCCCCCUACAACUGCCGCCCCUUCCACCGUCCCGCACCCCGCACUGGUCCCCUCAUCAGCAUCCAAGCUCUCCCCUCCUCUUCUGUCCUCCCUCUCAGCGUUUCCCUUCCACUUCAGCGCCUUCCCCCUCAUCUCCCAUUCCACCACCAUCAGCCCUCCAGCCCCUACAUCCAGUGUGGGCAAACCCUACAGACCCUGGGGGAUGGAGAUAGGAGCUUUCUGACUGAAGUGAAAACCUCAGCAAAAUCUAGACUCAACUUCCCACCCAGCUGAGCUGGACUUUCAAGGACAAGACUUUUGACUUUCCCACCUAAGAAAGUACUAUUUUUUUCUAUGAUGUUGACAUCCCACAGAGGAUACACCUAGCUAUAUGUUUUUUAUUUUCUUGCUAAUGUAUUGUGUUUUGUAUAAUAAAAAAAACUGUGAGGAGGGAGACUACGACUUAAAGCAACAAAAGUGAUUUAUUGUGAUUGAUCUCGGUUCCUGCCCACCUCUUUAGAAGUUUCACCCACAGUUGUAAGCCUAUCAGGAAUGGCUUUUCCAGAUGGUCAAGCAGUCGCCGCCUGUCAAGUUCCUGGGCGAAACUGCCCCUCUCUUUGUUUUCCCCCUGCGCUGAAACACCCAGUGUGGGGGCCCUGGUUACAUACAGAGAGAGGGGUGUGAAAGGAGGGCUCGAGGUAGCUGAGAGUCACCCGCUUUUUAUAGCAUUUUAUGGGGUGGAAUAACUGAAACCAGGUGUUUGUUUGCCUGAAUACCGGGAACAGAAGUUAGCUACCAGCUUGGUAGAAAUAAACUUAACCGUGAUUUACCCACAGCCUCUAAUGUUCCUAUGACGCUUCAUUGUUUAAGCUUGCUUCCUCAAGUUAUGUUUCCUCUCUAAAGUAAAUUUAGUCAACAACUGAGGCUUCACAUAUGUUUAACCAGUUUCUACCAGCUUUCCCACAUUUAUUUCAUUUCUGUUAUAACUGAUGCAUGGGCAAUUCUUUUAAGUUAUUUUCUUGUACCUGCUUAAAGUAGCAACAUUAUCAAUCUGUAAUUAUCAAGAGGGAGUCUGUCAACAGUUGCGGUAACGCAAGGCAAUACAAUUCAGUUCUUUUUCAUUUAGAAAGACUAACUGCUGCUUUCCACCUGAUAUGUUGGUGUCUCCUGGUGAACCUAAGUGAGAGUUUGUAUAUUUUAUGGUUGUACAAAGCACAAGCAAGCACGGACAAAUCAGAUUUCUCAGCUUUUCAAAGUUGUUGCUGGUGGUAAUGACAACUUCCCUGUAAUAAAAGUCCAGAUAAAUCACCUGG
This is a messenger RNA of Micropterus salmoides (largemouth bass), 2158 nucleotides long. RefSeq names its product hes-related family bHLH transcription factor with YRPW motif 1 (gene hey1). Bases 109 to 1089 code for a protein of 326 amino acids. The record is from RefSeq and is a predicted model, not a curated record. NCBI's taxonomy places the organism in Eukaryota, Metazoa, Chordata, Actinopteri, Centrarchiformes, Centrarchidae. The transcript is spliced from 5 exons. Gene Ontology annotation, cellular component: nucleus. Gene Ontology annotation, molecular function: DNA-binding transcription factor activity, RNA polymerase II-specific; protein dimerization activity; RNA polymerase II cis-regulatory region sequence-specific DNA binding. Gene Ontology annotation, biological process: regulation of neurogenesis; circulatory system development; Notch signaling pathway.